AUGUCCUUUGAAACAGAGCACUCAACAACAACAGUAGCACCCAUUUCAAGGCAAACCGAGCCUUUAACAAUUUCCCAAGUAUCAAGUUCUACUCAAGCAGCGCCAUCUACUAUAACAUCACAGGAAACCUCCUUUAUUUCAACAUCAGUUUCAACUGAAAGAGAACUUUCUACUAUACAGGAAACAUCAACUUCAACCCCAACAGAACACCCAACUCUUCCUCAACUGUCAACUUCUACCAUUGAAGUGACUUCCACUAUUACACCAACACAGACUUCAUCUAUUACAAGAACACCAACUUCUUCUGAAACAGAACCUUCUACAAUAGUAAGAACAUUUACCUCAUCUAUGGCACCAACUUCAGUGUCCUUUGAAACCGAGCAUUCAACAACAACAGUAGCACCCAUUUCAAGACAAACCGAGACUUUGACAAUUUCCCAAGUAUCAAGAUCUACUCAAACAGUGCCGUCAACUCUAACAUCACAGGAAACCUCCUAUAUUUCAACAGCAUCAGUCUCAACUGAAAGAGAACUUUCUACUAUACAGGAAACAUCAACAUCAACCCCAACAGAACACCCAACUCUUCCCCAACUGUCAACUUCUACCAUUGAAGUGACUUCCACUAUUACACCAACACAGACUUCAUCUAUGACAAGAACACCAACUUCUUCUGAAACAGAACCUUCUACAAUAGUAAGAACAUUUACCUCAUCUAUGGCACCAACUUCAGUGUCCUUUGAAACAGAGCAUUCAACAACAACAGCUUCACCGAUUUCAAGGCAAACUGAGCCUUUAACAAUUUCCCAAGUAUCAAGAUCUACUCAAACAGUGCCAUCUACUAUAACAUCACAAGAAACCUCCCAUAUUACAAUAUCCGUUUCAACUGAAAGAGAACUUUCUACUUCAAAGGAACAAUUGACCUUAAGCCAAACAGAAGUCUCACCUCAUUUUCAACCAUCAAGUUCUACCAUUGAAGUGACUUCCACUCUUGUUCCAAUACAGACUACAUCUGUUACAAAAACAUCAAAUUCUUCCGAAACAGAGCAUUCUACAAUAAUACCAACACAUAUGUCAUCUAAUGCACCAACUUCAAUGUCCUUUGAAACAGAGCACUCAACAACAACAGUAGCACCCAUUUCAAGGGAAACCGAGCCUUUAACAAUUUCCCAAGUAUCAAGUUCUACUCAAACAGUGCCAUCAACUAUAACAUCACAAGAAACCUCCUAUAUUUCAACAACAUCAGUUUCAACUGAGAGAGAACUUUCUACUAUACAGGAAGCAUCAACAUCAACCCCAACAGAACACCCAACUCUUCCUCAACUGUCAACUUCUACCAUUGAAGUGACUUCCACUAUUACCCCAACACAGACUUCAUCUAUUACAAGAACGCUAACUUCUUCUGAAACAGAACCUUCUACAAUAGUAAGAACAUUUACCUCAUCUAUGGCACCAACUUCAGUGUCCUUUGAAACAGAGCAUUCAACAACAACAGCUUCACCGAUUUCAAGGCAAACAGAGCAUUCAACAAUUUCCCAAGUAUCAAGUUCUACUGAAACAGCACCCUCAACUAUAACAUCACAGGAAACCUCCCAUAUUACAAUAUCCGUUUCAACUGAAAGAGAACUUUCUACUGCACAGGAACGAUUGACCUCAAGCCAAACAGAAGUCUCAUCUCAUUUUCAACCAUCAAGUUCUACCAUUGAAGUGACUUCCACUCUUGUUCCAAUACAGACUACAUCUGUUACAAAAACAUCAAAUUCUUCCGAAACAGAGCAGUCUACAAUAAUACCAACACAAAUGUCAUCUAAGGCACCAGCUUCAAUGUCCUUUGAAACAGAGCACUCAACAACAACAGUAGCACCCAUUUCAAGGGAAACCGAGCCUUUAACAAUUUCCCAAGUAUCAAGUUCUACUCAAACAGUGCCGUCAACUAUAACAUCACAGGAAACCUCCUAUAUUUCAACAGCAUCAGUUUCAACUGAAAGAGAACUUUCUACUAUACAGGAAACAUCAACUUCAACCCCAACAGAACACCCAACUCUUCCCCAACUGUCAACUUCUACCAUUGAAGUGACUUCCACUAUUACCCCAACACAGACUUCAUCUAUUACUAGAACAUCAACUUCUUCUGAAACAGAACCUUCUACAAUAGUAAGAACAUUUACCUCAUCUAUGGCACCAACCUCACAGUCCUUUGAAACACAGCAUUCAACUACAACAGCUUUACCGAUUUCAAGGCAAACAGAGCAUUCACCAAUUUCCCAAGUAUCAAGUUCUACUCAAACAGCGCCAUCAACUAUAACAUCACAGGAAACCUCCCAUAUUACAAAACCCGUUUCAACUGAAAGAGAACUUUCUACUGCACAGGAACGAUUGACCUCAAGCCAAACAGAAGUCUCACCUCAUUUUCAACCAUCAAGUUCUACCAUUGAAGUGACUUCCACUCUUGUUCCAAUACAGACUACAUCUGUUACAAAAACAUCAAAUUCUUCGGAAACAGAGCAUUCUACAAUAAUACCAACACAUAUGUCAUCUAUGGCACCAGCUUCAAUGUCCUUUGAAACAGAGCACUCAACAACAACAGUAGCACCCAUUUCAAGGCAAACCGAGCCUUUAACAAUUUCCAAAGUAUCAAGUUCUACUCAAACAUCAACUUCUUCUGAAACAGAACCUUCUACUAUAGUAGGAACAUAUACCUCAUCUAUGGCACCAACUUCAGUGUCCUUUGAAACAGAGCAUUCAACAACAGUAGCACCCAUUUCAAGGCAAACAGAGCCUUUGACAAUUUCCCAAAUAUCAAGAUCUACUCAAACAGCGCCGUCAACUAUAACAUCACAAGAAACCUCCUAUAUUUCAACAACACCAGUUUCAACUGAAAGAGAACUUUCUACUAUACAGGAAGCAUCAACUUCAACCCCAACAGAACACCCAACUCUUCCCCAACUGUCAACUUCUACCAUUGAAGUGACUUCCACUAUUACACCAACACAGACUUCAUCUAUUACAGGAACACCAACUUCUUCUGAAACAGAACCUUCUACAAUAGUAAGAACAUAUACCUCAUCUAUGGCACCAACUUUACAGUCCUUUGAAACAGAGCAGUCAACAACAACAGCUUCACCGAUUUCAAGGCAAACAGAGCAUUCACCAAUUUCCCAAGUAUCAAGUUCUACUCAAACAGCGCCGUCAACUAGAACAUCACAGGAAACCUCCCAUAUUACAAUAUCCGUUUCAACUGAAAGAGAACUUCCUACUGCACAGGAACGAUUGACCUCAAGCAAAACUGAAGUCUCACCUCAUUUUCAACCAUCAAGUUCUACCGUUGAAGUAACUUCCACUCUUGUUCCAAUACAGACUACAUCUGUUACAAAAACAUCAAAUUCUUCCGAAACAGAGCAUUCUACAAUAAUACCAACACAUAUGUCAUCUAAGGCACCAACUUCAAUGUCCUUUGAAACAGAGCACUCAACAACAACAGUAGCACCCAUUUCAAGGGAAACCGAGCCUUUAACAAUUUCCCAAGUAUCAAGUUCUACUCAAACAGUGCUGUCAAUUAUAACAUCACAAGAAACCUCCUAUAUUUCAACAGCAUCAGUUUCAACUGAAAGAGAACUUUCUACUAUACAGGAAACAUCAACUUCAACCCCAACAGAACACCCAACUCUUCCCCAACUGUCAACUUCUACCAUUGAAGUGACUUCCACUAUUACACCAACACAGACUUCAUCUAUUACAAGAACACCAAUUUCUUCUGAAACAGAACCUUCUACAAUAGUAAGAACAUUUACCUCAUCUAUGGCACCAACUUCAAUGUCCUUUGAAACAGAGCACUCAACAACAACAGUAGCACCCAUUUCAAGGCAAACAGAGCCUUUAACCAUUUCCCAAGUAUCAAUUUCUACUCAAACAGUGCCGUCAACUAUAACAUCACAAGAAACCUCCUAUAUUUCAACAACAUCAGUUUCAACUGAAAGAGAACUUUCUACUAUACAGGAAACUUCAACCCCAACAGAAAACCCAACUCUUCCUCAACUGUUAACUUCUACCAUUGAAGUGACUUCCAGUAUUACACCAACACAGACUUCAUCUAUUACAAGAACAUCAACUUCUUCUGAAACAGAACCUUCUACAAUAGUAAGAACAUUUACCUCAUCUAUGGCACCAACUUCAGUGUCCUUUGAAACAGAGCAGUCAACAACAGUAGCACCUAUUUCAAGGCAAACCGAGCCUUUAACAAUUUCCCAAGUAUCAGGUUCUACUCAAACAGUGCCGUCAACUAUAACAUCACAAGAAACCUCCUAUAUUUCAACAACAUCAGUUUCAACUGAAAGAGAACUUUCUACUAUACAGGAAACAUCAACUUCAACCCCAACAGAACACCCAACUCUUCCUCAACUGUCAACUUCUACCAUUGAAGUGAAUUCCACUAUUACACCAACACAGACGUCAUCUAAUACAAGAACACCAACUUCUUCUGAAACAGAACCUUCUACAAUAGUAAGAACAUAUACCUCAUCUAUGGCACCAACUUCAGUGUCCUUUGAAACAGAGCAUUCAACAACAACAGCUUCACCGAUUUCAAGGCAAACAGAACAUUCAACAAUUUCCCAAGUAUCAAGUUCUACUCAAACAGCACCCUCAACUAUAACAUCACAAGAAACCUCUCAUAUUACAAUAUCCGUUUCAACUGAAAGAGAACUUACUACUGCACAGGAACCAUUGACCUCAAGCCAAACAGAAGUCUCACCUCAUUUUCAACCAUCAAGUUCUACCAUUGAAGUGACUUCCACUCUUGUUCCAAUACAGACUACAUCUGUUACAAAAACAUCAAAUUCUUCCGAAACAGAGCAUUCUACAAUAAUACCAACACAUAUGUCAUCUAAGGCACCAACUUCAAUGUCCUUUGAAACAGAGCACUCAACAACAACAGUAGCACCCAUUUCAAGGGAAACCGAGCCUUUAACAAUUUCCCAAGUAUCAAGUUCUACUCAAACAGUGCCGUCAACUAUAACAUCACAAGAAACCUCCUAUAUUUCAACAGCAUCAGUUUCAACUGAAAGAGAACUUUCUACUAUACAGGAAACAUCAACAUCAAGCCAAACAGAACACCCAACUCUUCCCCAACUGUCAACUUCUACCAUUGAAGUGACUUCCACUAUUACACCAACACAGACGUCAUCUAAUACAAGAACACCAACUUCUUCUGAAACAGAACCUUCUACAAUAGUAAGAACAUUUUCCUCAUCUAUGGCACCAACUUCAGUGUCCUUUGAAACAGAGCAUUCAACAACAGCAGCACCUAUUUCAAGGCAAACAGAGCCUUUGACAAUUUCCCAAAUAUCACGAUCUACUCAAACAGUGCCGUCAACUAUAACAUCACAAGAAACCUCCUAUAUUUCAACAACAUCAGUUUCAACUGAAAGAGAACUUUCUACUAUACAGGAAACAUCAACUUCAACCCCAACAGAACACCCAACUCUUCCUCAACUGUCAACUUCUACCAUUGAAGUGACUUCCACUAUUACACCAACACAGACUUCAUCUAUUACAGGAACAUCAACUUCUUCUGAAACAGAACCUUCUACAAUAGUCAGAACAUAUACCUCAUCUAUGGCACCAACUUCACAGUCCUUUGAAACCGAGCACUCAACAACAACAGCUUUACCGAUUUCAAGGCAAACAGAGCAUUCAACAAUUUCCCAAGUAUCAAGUUCUACUCAAACAGUGCCCUCAACUAUAACAUCACAGGAAACCUCCCAUAUUACAAUAUCCGUUUCAACUGAAGAACUUUCUACUAUACAGGAACCAUUGACCUCAAGCCAAACAGAAGUCUCACCUCAUUUUCAACCAUCAAGUUCUACCAUUGAAGUGACUUCCACUCUUGUUCCAAUACAGACUACAUCUGUUACAAAAACAUCAAAUUCUUCCGAAACAGAGCAUUCUACAAUAAUACCAACACAAAUGUCAUCUAAGGCACCAACUUCAAUAUCCUUUGAAACAGAGCACUCAACAACAACAGUAGCACCCAUUUCAAGGCAAACAGAGCCUUUAACCAUUUCCCAAGUAUCAAUUUCUACUCAAACAGCGCCGUCAACUAUAACAUCACAAGAAACCUCCUAUAUUUCAACAACAUCAGUUUCAACUGAAAGAGAACUUUCUACUAUACAGGAAACAUCAACUUCAACCCCAACAGAACACCCAACUCUUCCCCAACUGUCAACUUCUACCAUUGAAGUGACUUCCACUAUUACACCAACACAGACUUCAUCUAUUACAGGAACACCAACCUUUUCUGAAACAGAACCUUCUACAAUAGUAAGAACAUAUACCUCAUCUAUGGCAGCAACUUCAGUGUCCUUUGAAACAGAGCAUUCAACAACAACAGCUUCACCGAUUUCAAGGCAAACAGAACAUUCAACAAUUUCCCAAGUAUUAAGUUCUACUCAAACAGUGCCGUCAACUAUAACAUCACAAGAAACCUCCUAUAUUUCAACAGCACCAGUUUCAACUGAAAGAGAACUUUCUACUAUACAGGAAACAUCAACUUCAACCCCAACAGAACACCCAACUCUUCCCCAACUGUCAACUUCUACCAUUGAAGUGACUUCCACUAUUACACCAACACAGACUUCAACUAUUACAAGAACACCAACUUCUUCUGAAACAGAACCUUCUACAAUAGUAAGAACAUUUACCUCAUCUAUGGCACUAACUUUACAGUCCUUUGAAACCGAACAUUCAACAACAACAGCUUCACCGAUUUCAAGGCAAACAGAGCCUUCAACAAUUUUCCAAGUAUCAAGUUCUACUCAAACAGUGCCGUCAACUAUAACAUCACAAGAAACCUCCUAUAUUUCAACAACAUCAGUUUCAACUGAAAGAGAACUUUCUACUAUACAGGAAACAUCAACUUCAACCCCAACAGAACACCCAACUCUUCCUCAACUGUCAACUUCUACCCUUGAAGUGACUUCCACUAUUACACCAACACAGACUUCAUCGAUUACAAGAACAUCAACUUCUUCUGAAACAGAACCUUCUACAAUAGUAAGAACAUAUACCUCAUCUAUGGCACCAACUUCAGUGUCCUUUGAAACAGAGCAUUCAACAACAACAGCUUCACCGAUUUCAAGGCAAACAGAACAUUCAACAAUUUCCCAAGUAUCAGGUUCUACUCAAACAGCGACGUCAACUAGAACAUCACAAGAAACCUCUCAUAUUACAAUAUCCGUUUCAACUGAAAGAGAACUUUCUACUGCACAGGAACGAUGGACCUCAAGCCAAACAGAAGUCUCACCUCAUUUUCAACCAUCAAGUUCUACCAUUGAAGUGACUUCCACUCUUGUUCCAAUACAGACUGCAUCUGUUACAAAAACAUCAAAUUCUUCCGAAACAGAGCAUUCUACAAUAAUACCAACACAUAUGUCAUCUAAUGCACCAACUUCAAUGUCCUUUGAAACAGAGCACUCAACAACAACAGUAGCACCCAUUUCAAGGGAAACCGAGCCUUUAACAAUUUCCCAAGUAUCAAGUUCUACUCAAACAGUGCCGUCAACUAUAACAUCACAGGAAACCUCCUAUAUUUCAACAACACCAGUUUCAACUGAAAGAGAACUUUCUACUAUACAGGAAACAUCAACCCCAACAGAACACCCAACUCUUCCCCAACUGUCAACUUCUACCAUUGAAGUGACUUCCACUAUUACACCAACACAGACUUCAUCUAUUACAGGAACACCAACCUUUUCUGAAACAGAACCUUCUACAAUAGUAAGAACAUUUACCUCAUCUAUGGCACCAACUUUACAGUCCUUUGAAACCGAACAUUCAACAACAACAGCUUCACCGAUUUCAAGGCAAACAGAGCAUUCAACAAUUUCCCAAGUAUCAAGUUCUACUGAAACAGCACCCUCAACUAUAACAUCACAAGAAACCUCCCAUAUUACAAUAUCCGUUUCAACUGAAAGAGAACUUUCUACUGCACAGGAACGAUGGACCUCAAGCCAAACAGAAGUCUCACCUCAUUUUCAACCAUCAAGUUCUACCAUUGAAGUGACUUCCACUCUUGUUCCAAUACAGCCUACAUCUGUUACAAAAACAUCAAGUUCUUCUGAAACAGAGCAUUCUACAAUAAUACCAACACAUAUGUCAUCUAAGGCACCAACUUCAAUUUCCUUUGAAACAGAGCACUCAACAACAACAGUAGGACCCAUUUCAAGGCAAACCGAGCCUUUAACAAUUUCCCAAGUAUCAAUUUCUACUCAAACAGCGCCGUCAACUAUAACAUCACAAGAAACCUCCUAUAUUUCAACAACAUCAGUUUCAACUGAAAGAGAACUUUCUACUAUACAGGAAACAUCAACUUCAACCCCAACAGAACACCCAACUUUUCCUCAACUGUCAACUUCUACCAUUGAAGUGACUUCCACUAUUACACCAACACAGACUUCAUCGAUUACAAGAACAUCAACUUCUUCUGAAACAGAACCUUCUACAAUAGUAAGAACAUAUACCUCAUCUAUGGCACCAACUUCAGUGUCCUUUGAAACAGAGCAUUCAACAACAACAGCUUCACCGAUUUCAAGGCAAACAGAACAUUCAACAAUUUCCCAAGUAUCAGGUUCUACUCAAACAGCGCCGUCAACUAGAACGUCACAAGAAACCUCUCAUAUUACAAUAUCCGUUUCAACUGAAAGAGAACUUUCUACUGCACAGGAACCAUUGACCUCAAGCCAAACAGAAGUCUCACCUCAUUUUCAACCAUCAAGUUCUACCAUUGAAGUGACUUCCACUCUUGUUCCAAUACAGACUGCAUCUGUUACAAAAACAUCAAAUUCUUCCGAAACAGAGCAUUCUACAAUAAUACCAACACAUAUGUCAUCUAAUGCACCAACUUCAAUGUCCUUUGAAACAGAGCACUCAACAACAACAGUAGGACCCAUUUCAAGGCAAACCGAGCCUUUAACAAUUUCCCAAGUAUCAAUUUCUACUCAAACAGCGCCGUCAACUAUAACAUCACAAGAAACCUCCUAUAUUUCAACAACAUCAGUUUCAACUGAAAGAGAACUUUCUACUAUACAGGAAACAUCAACUUCAACCCCAACAGAACACCCAACUCUUCCCCAACUGUCAACUUCUACCAUUGAAGUGACUUCCACUAUUACACCAACACAGACUUCAUCUAUUACAAGAACAUCAACUUCUUCUGAAACAGAACAUUCUACAAUAGUCAGAACAUAUACCUCAUCUAUGGCACCAAAUUCACAGUCCUUUGAAACAGAGCAUUCAACAACAACAGCUUUACCAAUUUCAAGGCAAACAGAGCAUUCAACAAUUUCCCAAGUAUCAAGUUCUACUCAAACAGCGCCAUCAACUAUAACAUCACAGGAAACCUCCCAUAUUACAAUAUCCGUUUCAACUGAAGAACUUUCUACUAUACAGGAACCAUUGACCUCAAGCCAAACAGAAGUCUCACCUCAUUUUCAACCAUCAAGUUCUACCAUUGAAGUGACCUCCACUCUUGUUCCAAUACAGACUACAUCUGUUACAAAAACAUCAAGUUCUUCUGAAACAGUGCUUUCUACAAUAAUACCAACAUAUAUGUCAUCUAAGGCAUCAGCUUCAAUGUCCUUUGAAACAGAGCACUCAACAACAACGGUAGCACCCAUUUCAAGGCAAACCGAGCCUUUAACAAUUUCCCAAGUAUCAAGUUCUACUCAAACAGCACCAUCAACUAUAACAUCACAAGAAACCUCCCAUAUUACAAUAUCCAUUUCAACUGAAAGAGAACUUUCUACUAUACAGGAAACAUCAACUUCAACCCCAACAGAACACCCAACUCUUCCUCAACUGUCAACUUCUACCAUUGAAGUGACUUCCACUAUUACACCAACACAGACUUCAUCUAUUACAAGAACACCAAUUUCUUCUGAAACAGAACCUUCUACAAUAGUAGGAACAUUUACCUCAUCUAUGGCACCAACUUCAGUGUCCUUUGAAACAGAGCAUUCAACAACAGUAGCACCCAUUUCAAGGCAAACCGAGCCUUUAACAAUUUCCCAUGUAUCAGGUUCUACUCAAACAGUGCCGUCAACUCUAACAUCACAAGAAACCUCCUAUAUUUCAACAACAUCAGUUUCAACUGAAAGAGAACUUUCUACUAUACAGGAAACAUCAACUUCAACCCCAACAGAACACCCAACUCUUCCUCAACUGUCAACUUCUACCAUUGAAGUGAAUUCCACUAUUACACCAACACAGACUUCAUCUAUUACAAGAACACCAACUUCUUCUGAAACAGAACCUUCUACAAUAGUAAGAACAUUUACCUCAUCUAUGGCACCAAUUUCAGUGUCCUUUGAAACAGAGCAUUCAACAACAACAGCUUCACCGAUUUCAAGGCAAACAGAACAUUCAACAAUUUCCCAAGUAUCAAGUUCUACUCAAACAGCGCCGUCAACUAGAACAUCACAAGAAACCUCUCAUAUUACAAUAUCCGUUUCAACUGAAAGAGAACUUUCUACUGCACAGGAACGAUUGACCUCAAGCCAAACAGAAGUCUCACCUCAUUUUCAACCAUCAAGUUCUACCAUUGAAGUGACUUCCACUCUUGUUCCAAUACAGACUACAUCUGUUACAAAAACAUCAAAUUCUUCCGAAACAGAGCAUUCUACAAUAAUACCAACACAAAUGUCAUCUAAGGCACCAACUUCAAUGUCCUCUGAAACAGAGCACUCAACAACAACAGUAGCACCCAUUUCAAGGCAAACAGAGCCUUUAACAAUUUCCCAAGAAUCAAGUUCUACUCAAACAGCGCCGUCAACUAUAACAUCACAAGAAACCUCCUAUAUUUCAACAACAUCAGUUUCAACUGAAAGAGAACUUUCUACUAUACAGGAAACAUCAACAUCAACCCCAACAGAACACCCAACUCUUCCCCAACUGUCAACUUCUACCAUUGAAGUGACUUCCACUAUUACACCAACACAGACUUCAUCUAUUACAGGAACACCAACUUCUUCUGAAACAGAACCUUCUACAAUAGUAAGAACAUUUACCUCAUCUAUGGCACCAACUUUACAGUCCUUUGAAACCGAACAUUCAACAACAACAGCUUCACCGAUUUCAAGGCACACAGAGCCUUCAACAAUUUUCCAAGUAUCAAGUUCUACUCAAACAGCACCGUCAACUAUAACAUCACAAGAAACCUCCUAUAUUUCAACAACAUCAGUUUCAACUGAAAGAGAACUUUCUACUAUACAGGAAAUAUCAACUUCAACCCCAACAGAACACCCAACUCUUCCUCAACUGUCAACUUCUACCAUUGAAGUGACUUCCACUAUUACACCAACACAGACUUCAUCUAUUACAAGAACACCAAUUUAUUCUGAAACAGAACCUUCUACAAUAGUAAGAACAUUUACCUCAUCUAUGGCACCAACUUCAGUGUCCUUUGAAACGGAGCAUUCAACAACAACAGUAGCACCCAUUUCAAGGCAAACAGAGCCUUUAACAAUUUCUCAAGUAUCAAGUUCUACUCAAACAGUGCCAUCUACUAUAACAUCACAGGAAACCUCCUAUAUUUCAACAACAUCAGUUUCAACUGAAAGAGAACUUUCUACUAUACAGGAAACAUCAACUUCAACCCCAACAGAACACCCAACUCUUCCCCAACUGUCAACUUCCAGCAUUGAAGUGAAUUCCACUAUUACACCAACACAGACUUCAUCUAUUACAAGAACACCAAUUUCUUCUGAAACAGAACAUUCUACAAUAGUAAGAACAUAUACCUCAUCUAUGGCACCAACUUCAGUGUCCAUUGAAACAAAGCAUUCAACAACAACAGCUUCACCGAUUUCAAGGCAAACAGAGCAUUCAACAAUUUCCCAAGUAUCAAGUUCUACUCAAACAGCACCCUCAACUAUAACAUCACAGGAAACCUCCCAUAUAACAAUAUCUGUUUCAACUGAAAGAGAACUUUCUACUAUACUGGAAACAUCAACUUCAACCCCAACAGAACACCCAACUCUUCGUCAACUGUUAACUUCUACCAUUGAAGUGACUUCCACGAUUACACCAACACAGACUUCAUCUAUUACAAGAACAUCAACUUCUUCUGAAACAGAACCUUCUACAAUAGUAAGAACAUUUACCUCAUCUAUGGCACCAACUUCAGUGUCCUUUGAAACAGAGCAGUCAACAACAGUAGCACCCAUUUCAAGGCAAACCGAGCCUUUAACAAUUUCCCAAGUAUCAGGUUCUACUCAAACAGUGCCGUCAACUCUAACAUCACAAGAAACCUCCUAUAUUUCAACAACAUCAGUUUCAACUGAAAGAGAACUUUCUACUAUACAGGAAGCAUCAACUUCAACCCCAACAGAACACCCAACUCUUCCUCAACUGUCAACUUCUACCAUUGAAGUGAAUUCCACUAUUACACCAACACAGACGUCAUCUAAUACAAGAAUACCAACUUCUUCUGAAACAGAACCUUCUACAAUAGUAAGAACAGAUACCUCAUCUAUGGCACCAACUUCAGUGUCCCUUGAAACAGAGCACUCAACAACAACAGCUUCACCGAUUUCAAGGCAAACAGAACAUUCAACAAUUUCCCAAGUAUCAAGUUCUACUCAAACAGCGCCGUCAACUAAAACAUCACAAGAAACCUCUCAAUUUACAAUAUCCGUUUCAACUGAAAGAGAACUUACUACUGCACAGGAACCAUUGACCUCAAGCCAAACAGAAGUCUCACCUCAUUUUCAACCAUCAAGUUCUACCAUUGAAGUGACUUCCACUCUUGUUCCAAUACAGACUACAUCUGUUACAAAAACAUCAAAUUCUUCAGAAACAGAGCAUUCUACAAUAAUACCAACACAUAUUUCAUCUAAGGCACCAACUUCAAUGUCCUUUGAAACAGAGCACUCAACAACAACAGUAGCACCCAUUUCAAGGCAAACCGAGCAUUUAACAAUUUCCCAAGUAUCAAGUUCUACUCAAACAGUGCCGUCAACUAUAACAUCACAAGAAACCUCCUAUAUUUCAACAGCAUCAGUUUCAACUGAAAGAGAACUUUCUACUAUACAGGAAACAUCAACUUCAACCCCAACAGAACACCCAACUCUUCCCCAACUGUCAACUUCUACCAUUGAAGUGACUUCCACUAUUACACCAACACAGACUUCAUCUAUUACAAGAACACCAACUUCUUCUGAAACAGAACCUUCUACAAUAGUAAGAACAUUUACCUCAUCUAUGGCACCAACUUUACAGUCCUUUGAGACCGAACCUUCAACAACAACAGCUUCACCGAUUUCAAGGCACACAGAGCCUUCAACAAUUUUCCAAGUAUCAAGUUCUACUCAAACAGCGCCGUCAACUAUAACAUCACAGGAAACCUCCUAUAUUUCAACAACAUCAGUUUCAACUGAAAGAGAACUUUCUACUAUACAGGAAACAUCAACAUCAACCCCAACAGAACACCCAACUCUUCCUCAACUGUCAACUUCUACCAUUGAAGUGAAUUUCACUAUUACACCAACACAGACUUCAUCUAUUACAGGAACACCAACUUCUUCUGAAACAGAACCUUCUACAAUAGGAAGAACAGAUACCUCAUCUAUGGCACCAACUUCAGUGUCCUUUGAAACAGAGCAUUCAACAACAACAGCUUCACCGAUUUCAAGGCAAACAGAGCAUUCAACAAUUUCCCAAGUAUCAAGUUCUACUCAAACAGCACCCUCAACAAUAACAUCACAAGAAACCUCCCAUAUUACAAUAUCCGUUUCAACUGAAAGAGAACUUUCUACUGCACAGGAACGAUUGACCUCAAGCCAAACAGAAGUCUCAUCUCAUUUUCAACCAUCAAGUUCUACCAUUGAAGUGACUUCUACUCUUGUUCCAAUACAGACUACAUCUGUUACAAAAACAUCAAGUUCUUCUGAAACAGAGCAUUCUACAAUAAUACCAACACAUAUGUCAUCUAUGGCACCAACUUCAAUGUCAUUUGAAACAGAGCACUCAACAACAACAGUAGCACCCAUUUCAAGGCAAACCGAGCCUUUAACAAUUUCCCAAGUAUCAAGUUCUACUCAAACAGUGCCAUCAACUAUAACAUCACAAGAAACCUCCUAUAUUUCAGCAGCAUCAGUUUCAACUGAAAGAGAACUUUCUACUAUACAGGAAACAUCAACUUCAACCCCAACAGAACACCCAACUCUUCCUCAACUGUCAACUUCUACCAUUGAAGUGACUUCCACUAUUACACCAACACAGACUUCAUUGAUUACAAGAACAUCAACUUCUUCUGAAACAGAACCUUCUACAAUAGUAAGAACAUAUACCUCAUCUAUGGCACCAACUUCAGUGUCCUUUGAAACAGAGCAUUCAACAACAACAGCUUCACCGAUUUCAAGGCAAACAGAGCCUUUAACAAUUUCCCAAGUAUCAAGUUCUACUCAAACAGUGCCCUCAACUAUAACAUCACAGGAAACCUCCCAUAUUACAAUAUCCGUUUCAACUGAAGAACUUUCUACUAUACAGGAACCAUUGACCUCAAGCCAAACAGAAGUCUCACCUCAUUUUCAACCAUCAAGUUCUACCAUUGAAGUGACCUCCACUCUUGUUCCAAUACAGACUACAUCUGUUACAAAAACAUCAAGUUCUUCUCAAACAGUGCUUUCUACAAUAAUACCAACACAUACGUCAUCUAAGGCACCAACUUCAAUGUCCUUUGAAACAGAGCACUCAACAACAACAGUAGCACCCAUUUCAAGGCAAACCGAGCCUUUAACAAUUUCCCAAGUAUCAAGUUCUACUCAAACAGCACCCUCAACUAUAACAUCACAAGAAACCUCCCAUAUUACAAUAUCCGUUUCAACUGAAAGAGAACUUUCUACUAUACAGGAAACAUCAACUUCAACCCCAACAGAACACCUAACUCUUCCUCAACUGUCAACUUCUACCAUUGAAGUGACUUCCACUAUUACACCAACACAGACUUCAUCUAUUACAAGAACACCAACUUCUUCUGAAACAGAACCUUCUACAAUAGUAAGAACAUUUACCUCAUCUAUGGCACCAACUUUAGUGUCCUUUGAAACAGAGCAUUCAACAACAGUAGCACCCAUUUCAAGGCAAACCGAGCCUUUAACAAUUUCCCAAGUAUCAGGUUCUACUCAAACAGUGCCGUCAACUCUAACAUCACCAGAAACCUCCUAUAUUUCAACAACAUCAGUUUCAACUGAAAGAGAACUUUCUACUAUACAGGAAACAUCAACUUCAACCCCAACAGAACACCCAACUCUUCCCCAACUGACAACUUCUUCCAUUGAAGUGACUUCCACUAUUACACCAACACAGACGUCAUCUAAUACAAGAACACCAACUUCUUCUGAAACAGAACGUUCUACAAUAGUAAGAACAUAUACCUCAUCUAUGGCACCAACUUCACAGUCCUUUGAAACCGAGCACUCAACAACAACAGCUUCACCGAUUUCAAGGCAAACAGAGCAUUCAACAAUUUCCCAAGUAUCAAGUUCUACUCAAACAGCGCCGUCAACUAGAACAUCACAAGAAACCUCUCAUAUUACAAUAUCCGUUUCAACUGAAAGAGAACUUACUACUGCACAGGAACGAUUGACCUCAAGCCAAACAGAAGUCUCACCUCAUUUUCAACCAUCAAGUUCUACCAUUGAAGUGACUUCCACUCUUGUUCCAAUACAGACUGCAUCUGUUACAAAAACAUCAAAUUCUUCGGAAACAGUGCUUUCUACAAUAAUACCAACACAUAUGUCAUCUAUGGCACCAACUUCAAUGUCCUUUGAAACAGAGCACUCAACAACAACAGUAGCACCCAUUUCAAGGCAAACCGAGCCUUUAACAAUUUCCCAAGUAUCAAGUUCUACUCAAACAGCGCCAUCAACUAUAACAUCACAAGAAACCUCCUAUAUUUCAACAGCAUCAGUUUCAACUGAAAGAGAACUUUCUACUAUACAGGAAGCAUCAACAUCAAGCCAAACAGAAUACCCAACUCUUCCUCAACUGUCAACUUCUACCAUUGAAGUGACUUCCACUAUUACACCAACGCAGACUUCAUCUAUUACAAGAACAUUAACUUCUUCUGAAACAGAACCUUCUACAAUAGUAAGAACAUAUACCUCAUCUAUGGCACCAACUUCAGUGUCCUUUGAAACAGAGCACUCAACAACAACAGUAGCACCCAUUUCAAGGCAAACCGAGCCUUUAACAAUUUCCCAAGUAUCAAGUUCUACUCAAACAGUGCCGUCAACUAUAACAUCACAAGAAACCUCCUAUAUUUCAACAACAUCAAUUUCAACUGAAAGAGAACUUUCUACUAUACAGGAAACAUCAACUUCAACCCCAACAGAACACCCAACUCUUCCCCAACUGUCAACUUCUACCAUUGAAGUGACUUCCACUAUUACCCCAACACAGACUUCAUCUAUUACAAGAACACCAAUUUCUUCUGAAACAGAACCUUCUACAAUAGUAAGAACAUUUACCUCAUCUAUGGCACCAACUUCACAGUCCUUUGAAACAAAGCAUUCAACUACAUCAGCAAUUUCAUUUUCAACAAUUCCACAAGCAUCUAGUUAUGCACCGUUGCUUUCAACUGUGUCAAAUACAAAAACAUUUUCUGUUUCACAAAGUUCAGCUGUAACAAAGUCUAAUACAGGUGAAUCCCUCAGUUCAAGUCAUACCGAGCCUAUAACUAGCAACCAGACACCAAGUUUGCAAACAGAGUCCUCAUCUGUAACACCAACUGAGUCUUCACAAAUAACCAGUUCAUCUGAAACAACACAUUUUACUAUACCAUCAACUUCAAACAUACAUCAAACAGAGCCUUCAACUAUCCCUUUAACAUCAGGUCCUACUGAAACAAAGCCUUCAACAAUGCAAAGUACAUCCAUUUUUACCUUUUCAACUUCGGAAGUUGCUUCUAGUAUACCAUUAUUUUCAAGUAAAGGACCUUCUUCAACUUCACAUAGUACCAAAAGCUCAACACAGAGUGUCCAACGUACAUCACCAACACCGUCAUCUUCCCAAGCAACAGUUAAUAACACUACAACAGUGGUCACAAAAAGUAGUCCUUCUUUACCAUCAGAGAUACCUUCUACUACCCCAACAAACACUGUAAGCACCCAAAAAACACAUUCAUCUACGCAACUUUUCAAAACAAGCACAGUUUUGCCAAGUACAACAAAUCACUCAACAACACAUCCUAGUUCUACUAUAAACCAAUGUACAAACCUAACCAACCAAGAGUGUACUUACAACUCUACCAGCGGAAAAUGUGACUGUAAGUGCCUGAAAGAUUACGUUGGAAGUUCGUGUGAAUAUGGGAAGAAUAUCACUGAAGGAGUCGUAGAUAACGCUGGUAAAUUAAAGAAGACAAUCUUUGUCGUGCUGUCUAUAAAUUUACAAUUCACAAGCGAAUAUUUAGACAGUUCAUCCCAGGCAUACAAGGCGUUAGAACAUACAUUAACACCUAUUCUUACAGCGAUCUACAAGGCUGCAUCAAAAUAUUUUGUGUCAAUGAAAAUCACUGGUUUCCGCCAAGGGAGCAUUUUAGCGAACAGCACAGCAGACUACGAGUAUCCAAAUAACCAAACAGGCAUCGACUUCUUAAAUAACGAUUUGGAGUCGGCUGUAAAUACCUCUUUCAUGCAAUCACUGGUUAACUUAUCCACCACGCUGAAUGCCAGCACAACACUGAAAUCGGUUACUCCGGGGCCCUCGCCUAUAACAAAUGUGACGCAGCUAAAGCCCUUCAUCAACUGCACGGUGGAGUAUGCCAACUACACAAUAAUUUGUGAUCAGAGCUGUUACUGCACCGGUCCUUGUUACAAGUCUCCAGCGAUUUGUCACUACAACGGAGACUGCUUUAAUGCAAAGGGCGGCUUCAUAUGCAAGUGUUAUACUUUUGGGCUUUACCAGUACACCGGAUCUGACUGCAGUACUUAUGAACGAAGUGCUGGAUUUUACGGCUUAGUGUUUGGUGUUAUUGGCGCCGCACUCCUUCUUCUGAUUGUUUUAAUUUUUGCUAUCUUAGUUUUCAAAAGGAAGAAGGCACUUAGACAAUUUGAAGACAGACCGGAGUCUAAACGCUGGUAUUCACUAGAUGAAGAGAAUAUGAACUUCUCAUAUACAGAUAUGGAUGCCGUGCUGUCUGGAGGUCGUUUGGGGAAGUUAUCUCGAUCUGGAAAGUACGAUGUAGAGGGAAGUCAAUCUAGUGACAGCGACCUUUCCACGGGAGUGUAUCGACCAAGACUGGACACAGUAGACACUUCACAAAGGCUCAAAAUAAAAAGGCCAGAGCUGAUCCCACAAGGCUUUAAACAAACAUGAUUAAAGCUCUCAACGAUAAAGUGAACCCGUUUGCUUUCUACGUCGUAUGUUGUAUUCAACAAAUCCUAUUUACCUCUCUUUAAAAGCAACAUAAAAAAAUAAA
This is a messenger RNA of Spea bombifrons (plains spadefoot toad), 18469 nucleotides long. Its product is annotated as mucin-17-like. Lineage: Eukaryota; Metazoa; Chordata; Amphibia; Anura; Pelobatidae. Bases 1 to 18366 code for a protein of 6121 amino acids. The transcript is spliced from 9 exons. The record is from RefSeq and is a predicted model, not a curated record.